AUGAUCUCGAACGAGUAUUAUCGUUCCGGAGCAAGUUGGGAGUACGUUUCGCAGUCCCUGGAACCCGGACUCAAAGAGUUCACGUCGUUGAGCCAUCCGUGGGGUGGAGCUCCUACAUAUGUUUUGACCAACUACGUUGCAGGUAUUCGUCCUCUGGUGUUCGGGUUCCGCCACUGGAUAGUGAACCCAAUGGUAACAGGGCUGAACAUCACGAGCGCUAAUGCAACUGUAAGCACCCCGUACGGCGCACUGACGGCCGGAGCUGAGGGUGUGUUCGAGGUGGCGCUUCUCAACUCGAGCACUUUCCAGCAAAAAUUGGCCGGAACAGGAGAACCGAUCGUGUUCAGCGUUCAGCUUUAG
This is a messenger RNA of Phytophthora infestans T30-4, 360 nucleotides long. RefSeq names its product glycoside hydrolase, putative. Gene Ontology annotation, biological process: carbohydrate metabolic process. The transcript is spliced from 2 exons. The record is from RefSeq and is a predicted model, not a curated record. NCBI's taxonomy places the organism in Eukaryota, Oomycota, Peronosporomycetes, Peronosporales, Peronosporaceae. The coding region runs from base 1 to 360 and encodes 119 amino acids.